UGAGAGCGCGGCCUUCGUUCCUCUCGUGGAGGUGAAUGAGCCUUGGGACCCCGCGACCUGUUUUAACUUUUAUGGCUUGGUCGUAGGAUCAGCGGGGCUCGCACUUCGGUCAGCAGGAAAAGACGCUGCGGCGAGCAGCGGAGGGUGGAGUUGAAUGGCAGGGCAGCUGAUUGCCUUACUCUAUUCGGAGCCGCUGCGUUCGGGGCGGUUCGGGAGUCCCCAGGUUGGAAGUGGACCUGAAUGGGGCGGCGUCUGAGGGUCUCCUGGGCUCUCAGCGGCCCGACUCGCCUUCCCCCACCUCCCACAGCUCUGUCGCUUCCUAGCGGUGUAACGUUGGGAAAGGAGGCUGUUCCUGGACUAUUUCUGACCUGUUUUUUAAGAAAGAGCGCAUCACUCAACAGGUGGCGUCUGGAGUUAUCCUCUGUGGAUUUUCCAGGAUCUCAGACAAGAUCGUGCAAUCUCCCAGCCUCCUUUCCUUCCCCUGCCCUGACUUCUGAAAGAAUGCUGCGGAGAGGAGGAAGGAGAGCAUCCUGGCUCCUGGCAGCAGAGCCCCACUGUGACAGGACAUAGCAUUCACCUUUCUCUUCUGUUCCGAGUGCAAGAAGACUUCAGGGACCUCUGUUUCAUGGACAUUAUCAUAUUCUUCUCAGAGUACCCAGCAAGAGGUUUGCAAAGAGGAGUUAUUCAGUGAAAGCAACAGAGAGACAAGAUUUAGAAUACUGGCUCUGGUAUGAAAGCCAGAUUCAGGUACCGUUCCUGCCUCUUGACCUCACCAAGCCUCAGCUUCCUCACCUGUUAAAAGGAUACAAUUGUCGUCAUCAUCAUUUGUUGAGAACUCCCUAAAAUGCCAGCUGAGCAUAGGCACAGAAGUUUAGGUGUUUGGACCAAGGUCACACAACUGAUAUAACAGUAGCUUCUUCACAGACUUGGCACUUCUCCAGAAGGAGGAGGACAAAAUGACGAAGUCUAAGUGCUAUCCCUUUUCCAGUGGACCUUUAUUGCAAGAUUUAGGUGGAGUGUGUUUGAUGUUGUAGGAGGCAGUGACAUUCAAGGACGUGGCUGUGGUCUUCUCUGAGGAGGAGCUGCAACUACUGGACCUUGCCCAGAGGAAGCUGUACCGAGAUGUGAUGCUGGAGAACUUCAGGAAUGUGGUCUCAGUGGGGCAUCAGCCCACACCAGACGGUCUACCACAGUUAGAGAGAGAAGAAAAGCUGUGGAUGAUGAAGAUGGCAACCCAGAGAGAUAACUCCUCAGGAAGCAAGAAUCUAAAAGAGAUGGAGACUCUUCAAGAAGUAGGAUUAAGGUACUUGCCUCAUGAAGAGCUUUUCUGCUCCCAGAUCUGGCAACAGAUUACAAGAGAGUUAAUCAAGUAUCAAGAUUCUGUGGUAAAUAUUCAAAGAACAGGCUGCCAGUUGGAAAAACGAGAUGAUUUGCACUAUAAAGAUGAGGGAUUCAGUAAUCAGAGUUCCCAUCUUCAAGUUCACAGAGUCCACACUGGUGAAAAACCCUACAGAGGAGAACAUUGUGUGAAAAGUUUCAGCUGGAGCUCUCAUCUUCAAAUUAACCAAAGGGCUCAUGCAGGAGAGAAGCCCUACAAAUGUGAAAAAUGUGAUAAUGCCUUCCGUCGGUUUUCAAGUCUUCAAGCCCAUCAGAGAGUCCACAGUACAGCAAAAUCAUACACAAGUGAUGCAACUUACAGGAGUUUUAGUCAGAGGUCACAUCUUCACCAUCAUCAGAGAGUUCCCACUGGAGAGAAUCCAUACAAAUAUGAAGAGUGUGGGAGGAAUGUUGGGAAAAGCUCACAUUGUCAAGCUCCUCUGAUAGUUCAUAUGGGAGAGAAACCCUAUAAAUGUGAGGAGUGCGGGGUGGGCUUCAGUCAGAGAUCAUAUCUUCAAGUUCAUCUGAAAGUUCAUGCUGGAAAGAAACCGUAUAAGUGUGAAGAGUGUGGGAAGAGCUUCAGUUGGCGUUCACGACUGCAGGCUCAUGAGCGAAUCCACACUGGCGAGAAACCAUACAAAUGCAAUGCAUGUGGCAAGAGCUUUAGUUACAGCUCACACCUUAACAUUCAUUGUAGAAUCCACACAGGAGAGAAACCCUAUAAGUGUGAGGAGUGUGGGAAAGGUUUCAGUGUGGGUUCACACCUUCAGGCCCAUCAGAUAAGCCACACUGGAGAGAAGCCAUACAAAUGUGAGGAGUGUGGGAAAGGCUUCUGCCGGGCCUCAAAUCUGCUGGACCAUCAAAGAGGCCAUACUGGAGAGAAACCAUACCAGUGUGAUGCAUGUGGUAAGGGCUUCAGUCGUAGCUCAGAUUUUAACAUUCAUUUUAGAGUCCAUACAGGGGAAAAACCCUAUAAAUGUGAGGAGUGUGGCAAGGGCUUUAGCCAGGCCUCAAAUCUUCUGGCCCAUCAAAGAGGCCACACUGGAGAGAAACCCUACAAAUGUGGUACAUGUGGGAAGGGCUUCAGUCGGAGCUCAGAUCUUAAUGUACACUGUAGAAUCCACACAGGAGAGAAACCCUAUAAAUGCGAGAAGUGUGGUAAGGCCUUCAGUCAGUUUUCCAGCCUUCAGGUGCAUCAGAGAGUUCACACUGGAGAAAAACCAUAUCAGUGUGCAGAGUGUGGGAAGGGCUUCAGUGUAGGUUCACAGCUUCAAGCCCAUCAGAGGUGCCACACUGGAGAGAAACCCUAUCAAUGUGAGGAGUGUGGGAAGGGCUUCUGUCGGGCCUCAAAUUUUCUGGCACAUCGUGGAGUCCACACAGGAGAAAAACCAUACCGAUGUGAUGUGUGUGGUAAGCGCUUCAGACAGAGAUCCUACCUUCAAGCCCACCAGCGGGUCCACACAGGAGAGAGACCAUACAAAUGUGAGGAAUGUGGGAAAGUCUUCAGCUGGAGCUCAUACCUUCAAGCCCAUCAAAGAGUUCACACUGGAGAAAAACCAUACAAAUGUGAGGAGUGUGGGAAGGGCUUCAGUUGGAGCUCAAGUCUUAUCAUUCAUCAGCGAGUCCAUGCUGAUGAUGAGGGUGACAAGGACUUUCCUUCAUCAGAGGAUUCACACAGGAAAACUUGAUAAAAUAAGUUUUACUAUCUCAGAUGGGUGCUGAAAUAUUUUAAUAAUCAGAGCUAUCAUAAACAAAACAUUUGUUUUAUAGAGUCAGUAGUUCAGCCAAGUGAUUGGGAGACCACACAGCAGAGAAGCCUCAUAAGAGUGGAGACAUAUGGACUGCAUUCAGAACAUUGACCAUUAGCUGAUACAUGCAGACAAGAGGAUCAGGAAGGAUGAGUCUGAUCUGGAGUAAAUCAGAAGUACUAAGAUGGAAAUGCUGAAUUCUGUUCCACUAGAAUAUAAGAUCCAAGAGGGUACGGACUUUGUUGACUGCCAAAUCUACUCUCCUUUUCAGUGCCUAACACGUUGUAAUUUUUCAGUAAUAUUUGAAAUUACUGUCAUAUUUGAAAUUCAGUAAUAUUUGACAUUUUUAUUUAUCUCUAAAAGUUUCUCUAAAAUUGUACUCAGAAGAAGAAUUCUGCAAGGCUUGGAGGAUAUAUAAGUUAGUCAUAUGGCCUGAUUUUCCCAUUUUUGCAGAUCUCAUGGACGAGUGUUUAUCAAACUGAAGGUUGCAGCUUGUUAGUGGGUCCAGAAAUCAGUUUCUGGCUAGCAACUAGAAGUUUUGUAUGUUAACAGUACUUUAUUGAGGUGUAAUCUGCAUGCAGUAACAUGCACAAGUCUCAAGUUCAUGGCUUUCUGAAUUUUGACAAAUGUAAUCAUCACCAAGAUCAAUGUAUACAAUAUGUCUAUUAAACCAAAAAGUUUUCUUGUGCCCAUUUCCAGUCAA
This is a messenger RNA of Pongo pygmaeus (Bornean orangutan), 3828 nucleotides long. RefSeq names its product zinc finger protein 45 (gene ZNF45). Gene Ontology annotation, molecular function: RNA polymerase II cis-regulatory region sequence-specific DNA binding; DNA-binding transcription repressor activity, RNA polymerase II-specific. Gene Ontology annotation, biological process: regulation of cytokine production; negative regulation of transcription by RNA polymerase II; regulation of immune system process. The coding region runs from base 1128 to 3065 and encodes 645 amino acids. The transcript is spliced from 9 exons. The record is from RefSeq and is a predicted model, not a curated record. Gene Ontology annotation, cellular component: nucleoplasm. Lineage: Eukaryota; Metazoa; Chordata; Mammalia; Primates; Hominidae.